Nannizzia gypsea CBS 118893 is the source of this 2679-nucleotide messenger RNA. RefSeq lists its product as hypothetical. The coding region runs from base 1 to 2679 and encodes 892 amino acids. Gene Ontology annotation, biological process: regulation of chromosome condensation. NCBI's taxonomy places the organism in Eukaryota, Fungi, Ascomycota, Eurotiomycetes, Onygenales, Arthrodermataceae. The record is from RefSeq and is a predicted model, not a curated record. The transcript is spliced from 2 exons.
AUGUCUGCAGCCGAUAAUUUCACGCCAUCGCGUAAAAUACGGACGUAUGGCAAACAGGCGCGCAGUGUGGGAAGCAGAUUCUUAGAGCGCGCCCCUAGUGACGUGAACAAGGCUCACGGAAAGGCAAACGAUUCUCCAUUGGCAAAAAAAGGAAGGUCGCUGGAGACUAGGAAAAGCGACCUUCAAGAUGUGGGAUCUUCGACAGCACUACCCAAGGCUACGUCGCCCACAACGCCGCGUACGCCCAAGGAGAAAAAGGAGAUAGACAUCUAUGAUGUUCAGCUGUCUGACGAGGACCGCCAAAGUCGCACGCAGCCAUGGCUUAAGCGAAGGAAGCUGAGCACUCCCAGAGUUGAUUUGCGGUCAGAGGAAUUUGAUCAGGUUGCACCAAAAAACACUUUGCCACGAAAACCCACCACUUAUGGUGCUGCCAGUAUCCGUGGAAGCAAAGAUGCGGCAUCCCCUGCUUUGAAUGGGAAGAAACAGCCUGAAGUGGAAGUGGUCAUCCGCUCACCGACGAAGCCUAGGCAGGAUUUCAACACCCGGGUCUCGAAACAGAAAUUGGAGAGGCCUCCUUCCAGAUCGACAAUGCAGGAGGGUUCCAGCAGUACCUUGUUGAAUGGACAGUCUAUAGCUGCAAGUUCGCGAGAUAUUCCAGUACGAGAGCGAAGACCAAGUACACCACCGAAAAGAGUACCUCGAUUGACAAAAUCUUUCUCCACGGGUACAGACCGACUGAAGAAUGUGUAUGGCCGCUUUGGUGUUGGAAAUGAGAAGGGGCGCGAUGGCCCUGCAAAGAGUAUCACAUCUACUGCAGAACGAAAACGGAUAGUGGAUGCUUUGGGUCGUAGACAGAUGGCAGAUUCUUCGAGUGAUUCAUCGGGCGACGAGGGAUCUGCCAGGGACCGGAUUUCUCGGGCGAGCUCACAUAGCCCCAUACAGUCCGCCGACCACCGAUCUACAGCCGAUACCAUGCCAUUAGAAAGUGCAGGAAACACACGUUCUGGAGGCCAGAAACAGAACACCAUCCAUCAAGCGGUCACAAGCGGGUUAAAAGUGACAUAUUCCCGACAAAGGUCUUUUCUGAACGAAAUGGAAACCAUAGAAGAGAUAGGUGGCAAUCUGUUUGACCCUGGGUUCCCUCCUCAGGCUGACUCAAUGGCAAGCAAGAUAAGUGGUUCCGCGAGCCAGCCACCAUUGGGUCUCGCGACUCAAACAUCCGCCCUUUCGGCCUGCUUAGAAGAAGAAAGCAUGAGCGGUCCUAGCACCAUACGGAGUAUUCAUGAACUUCGUCGUUCCGGGGACAAUGCAAGAUACCACGCUAUGAUCGAUACCAUCUUUGAGGAUAUUGAAGACACAUCAGCUUCUAUAUCCAGACAGCGUAGCGGAAUGGUUCAGUUAUGUACAAAGCUUUUUGACCCUCAGUUUUCACAACGUUUCCUGAGCAAUGCCUUGGAGAAGCGAUUUGCCAAGAUAAAUCACAAAGAUUCUGACCUCGUUUGCGGCUACCUUACCACUUGCGUCUAUGCUUUAUUGCUAACAUCUGGCUCAACAUCACCGAUGACCUUACAUGAUUGUUGGACACAGAUCCUAGCCGUGACGCCUUUCUUACUCAAUGAAGAUAAAAGCAUGAUUGAACUGGCCAAACGGAAAGACUUGAAAAUGACAAAGGCCGGCAAAGCAGAUAUCCAAGAUAUCUGCGGCAAAAUGGCAGAAAGCAAGAUCUGGACUAGCCAAACACCAACCACUAUAACACCCCAAGUAAUAACACUUCGUUGUCUUGAGUUGGCUGUUCGCAAACUCCGCGAGACGGGCAACUCUAUGGAAACCAUGCCUGUUUCUAUUUUGCAUCAAGUUAUUCAUAUUCUGACCCAGCAUGCAUUGGUAGAAGAUAUACAAAAAGCUGGUCCAGAUGAACUUCUUAUUCUUGAACUUACACUUUCAAUUUUAGAGUCAUAUACCAUACACACCUUAUCCUUGGACGAGGAGCAGCAAGAAGCACUAAAACUCCUUUCAAAAUUGGGCCACUUGCUAUCCAUUUCAGGACCUCAGCAAGACGUUCGAAGCAGACAGGUACAAAUUCUUGAGAUCCGGCUAAUUCUCAACGUUACCAACAACAAUCCUACCCUUUGCGAGGAAUUUUCUACUCCUAAGUUCAUUGAAGCGCUCGCUCACGUUGUCAUUUCCAACUUCCAAUCCGUUGGAGAUGAAUCCGCGGGCCCACACAAGGAAUCACUGCUAGAUAUAGUGAUUUUAGCACUUGGAGCUCUGAUAAACCUUACUGAAUGGGGCAGUGCAGCUAGACGAGUCCUACUGGAAUCACGGGUAGAUUAUACCACAUUGAUUGACAGGCUUAUACCACUAUUCACCGAUGGUGUAGAAGCCAUAGCAGAGGCUGAUUCCGUGGUACAAACACAUUCCAAUGUGGCAUUUGGAUAUCUAUCCGUCUUACUUUGCACCGCUUGUCUUGACAACGAGGCACGCUCCUAUCUACGCUCAACGCUACAGGCUCGUUCCUUUGAACGUCUUCUAGGCACGGUUGAAGAGUUUCUUCAUUAUCACCGAAAAGUAGAGGAUGAGCUUCACGAUGCAAAAGGGGACGGAGAGGAUGCAAUGACGGGAUUCACUUCGAGGAUUCAAGGGAUUGUCGAUCGAAUACGUGAUGCCGAGAGAGCCUGA